Molecule: messenger RNA, 1945 nt
Organism: Nothoprocta perdicaria
Lineage: Eukaryota; Metazoa; Chordata; Aves; Tinamiformes; Tinamidae
Product: septin-10-like
Exons: 9
Coding region: 70-1161 (363 amino acids)
Biological process (GO): cytoskeleton-dependent cytokinesis
Cellular component (GO): microtubule cytoskeleton; septin complex; septin ring
Molecular function (GO): GTPase activity; molecular adaptor activity; GTP binding
Source: RefSeq, a predicted model, not a curated record
ACCACUUUUGAUGACCCUGUGUCAACACAUUUUCAGCCAAAUGUAAGACUUAGAGCCCGGACAUAUGACAUGCAGGAAAGCAAUGUUCAUUUGAAACUAACCAUUGUAAACACGGUGGGAUUUGGGGACCAGAUAAACAAAGAAGAGAGCUAUCAGCCAAUAGUGGAUUAUAUUGAUGCACARUUUGAAGCCUAUCUCCAGGAAGAGCUGAAAAUUAAGCGUUCCUUACACAGCUACCAUGACACCCGCAUCCAUGUCUGCCUCUAUUUCAUUUCACCUACAGGCCAUUCCCUUAAAACUCUGGAUUUGUUAACCAUGAAAAGCCUUGACAGCAAGGUGAACAUUAUACCCAUCAUAGGCAAAGCAGACAGCAUUUCUAAAACGGAGCUGCAGAGGUUCAAGGUCAAACUCAUGAGUGAACUGGUUACUAAUGGUGUCCAGAUCUACCAGUUUCCAACMGACGAUGAAACCGUUUCUAAAAUCAAUGCCAUCAUGAAUGGACAUUUACCAUUUGCUGUAGUAGGGAGUACAGAAGAGGUGAAGGUUGGAAACAAAAUGGUGAAAGCUCGUCAGUACCCUUGGGGCAUCGUGCAAGUGGAAAAUGAGAACCACUGUGACUUUGUCAAGCUUCGUGAGAUGCUGAUUUGCACCAACAUGGAAGACUUAAGGGAGCAGACCCACGCACGGCACUAUGAGCUGUACAGGCGCUGCAGGCUGGAGGAGAUGGGCUUCAGGGACACCAGCCCCGAGAGCAAACCAGUCAGGCAUCCAUGUCCUAAAUCUCACACAGAUAGGAAAACCGUUUGUCACAGCUAUGCUUCUCUAGAAAGCCUACAGGAGGCCUAUGAGGCGAAGAGGCACGAGUUCUACGUGGAGAUGCAGAGGAAGGAGGAGGAGAUGAGACAAGUGUUUGUGCAGAGAGUGAAGGAAAAAGAAACAAUAUUGAAAGAAGCAGAGCAAGAAAUACAAGCUAGAUUUGAACAACUUAGGCGACUGCACCAAGAAGAGAGACUGAAACUAGAGAGAAACAGAAGAUCUCUGGAAGAUGAAAUGGCUUCGUUUAUUAAGAAGAAAGCUGCUGCUGAAUUACUGCAAACACAAACGUUGCUCUCUACACCGAUGAGUUUGAAGAAAGACAAAGACCGCAAGAACUUUAUGUAAUACUGAUGACAGAAGAAACAAAUGUUGAUAAUUUCUCUAAGGAUGAUAAGAUUCAGCGGGCUUGUGAAGGGAAAGGAAGUACUGUUUUUUACUGAAAGAAUUUGGAAAAUGUCUGUUAUAUCUGCAGGCUGCAGGAGAAGAAAUUUUAAGUACRUGUGCAUGUGGUGCUGUGAUUACUGUCCCAUUAAUGCAUCUUCAUGGACUUUCUAUUAUAUAACUGUUAGGCACUUGCUUUACAUGUAUGUGGCCAAAUUAUAUUCCUUUUUUAUGCAUUUUACCAAAGAAAAUGUCCGUGCCAUAAACUGUUUCACUCAUAAUAUGAAUUCUAUAGUAAGAAGUAUCCAGUGAAUAUAUAUCUAAUAUAACUUUUCUAAAGAGUUAUUUUUAUAUGACACGGUAUGUUAAUCUACUAAAUAGUAUUUAAUGUAAUUCAACCACUUACUGAUUUUGCUGACAAGGAUUUAUUUGUAACCUUAUAAACAAGCACUGUCCUAAUUUUUGGAUAUAAUCUUCCUAAUGAAAACUGAUCAGAUAUUUUUGCAGUGAUGCUGUAUUACAUGAUAGUUUAUCUGACAUUGCUAGUUCAGUUUGGAAAAUAUCUACAACUUACUGCUUGUGACUUUGUGGUCACAUCAAGAGGCUAAGUUUUACAAAAAGCAUUAUCUUCAAGAGAUUCAGGUUAAAGCAAAUUUAAAAUAGUUCCUGUAUUUUUAAUAGUUAAAAUAGUUAAGUAAAAGUAAAGUAAGUAAAAACAUUCUAUAAAAGGUGUAGUUCUCUGAAUUUG